AUGACAAUGGCGCAAAGUGACAUCACCACCCGCAUCCGCGACCACGUCGCCUUCCGGCUACGCAGGGAGCACCCAUACAUGAAAACAGCCACGCUCGAAAAGCUGCUGGACUCGCUGACAUCCAACCUCCGCGACAGCCUCCAAUACCAGGCUCAGGAGUUGCAAGACACGAAAGCCCGCGCAAAUUUCUUCAUGCUCCCUCCGGAGCUGAGGAACCGCAUCUACGAGCUCGUCUUAGUAGCAUCCCCACCACUUAUCAUCAAACUACCCAAAUAUAGUCGUUUGACCAAGAUCUAUCGCUGGCGCACCAUCGACCAGCCCUAUGGCCAGAUUCCGAUCGAGAUCCUGCGUGUCUCGCGUCAGGUCAGACAAGAAGCACUCCCCAUAUUCCUGGGCGCCAAUACAUUCGAGCUCACUGUACUCUGGUCCAACCCCGUGGACAUGCCGAACCAGCUCGAGCUUCGUACUUUGUAA
Molecule: messenger RNA, 474 nt
Organism: Fulvia fulva
Lineage: Eukaryota; Fungi; Ascomycota; Dothideomycetes; Mycosphaerellales; Mycosphaerellaceae
Exons: 2
Coding region: 1-474 (157 amino acids)
Source: RefSeq, a predicted model, not a curated record